AAUACAAACUGUCUACAGCAAAGCAAUGCAGAUAAACGUUUAGUACAAGAAAUUAGGAAUUAAGGCAAUAACCAUUUGUGGUAAAUAAUCCAGCUAUCCUUGUUUGCAUAGUGCAUUGUUGAUGCGUUUGUGAUUGUGUUGGUCCGUGCUAAUUUAUAAACAUGGAAGCUCAGCCAGGUUCCCAAAUUGUGAAAAGUUCUUCAAAUGAUAACGUUAAACAACCGCUACAUUCCAUUCUCGUGAACGGGAACACGGACGAUGAUUUUUUCAAGGUGGCAAAGUUUCGGCCCAGGGCAAAUACGGAGCCCACACCUCCAAAGCCCAAGUUACGGGUGCACUUUGAUCUUCCCGACAUAGUCUUGGAUGACUGUAGUGACAAUGAACAGGACGUCAUCGACACCUCGAGGCCUGAGGAAAUCAACAAAGAACUCGCUAAUACGGCAGAGGGGGCAUUUUUCGUCUUCAAAUCUCCACCGAGACAGCGUUCGAACACGUGUCCCAUUAACAUGUUUGGAGGAUCGAAACCUCGUAAAAACCGACCGCCUACCCCUCCACCUAAAGACAGAAUUCCCCAAGGGAAUCUCCAACGGUAUCCUUCGUGGGAAAAGGUGGACUUUGCUCCACAUACUCUGUGUAGUGUUGAAGAAGCAAAGGAAAUAAAUCAGGACAAUAAACCGUCGGGAUCAGAGUUGGAACACCGCUCAAGGAGGUCUUCCGCAAAUAAACAUGUAAAACCCCGGUCGAGUAUACCUGCGUCAGACUCUCCUUCCGGUUCACCUAAACGGACUCAUGUGAGGCUUAGCAACGGUCACGUCGCACAUAAGACUGGGAAUGCCAUUGAUAUUACAAGUUGAUCAGUAAUUGAUCCAAUUACAUACCUUUGAAAUUAAACGCUGUAUAUGGUUAUUUAUUUCACAAAAUGUCUUCUAAGUAUGUCUUUCUGUCACCAUUACAACGGUGAUCGUAUAAGUGUGUAGACAAUGAAGAACUUAUGUCAUUCAAAAUAUGUUGUUUUAUAGCAUGGCUGUAUAUUGAUUUAUAAUCUCCCUUUAAAUUAUUGUGUACAUUAUCAUAGCAACGAAUCAAAC
Messenger RNA from Dreissena polymorpha, 1088 nucleotides. RefSeq lists its product as uncharacterized. The record is from RefSeq and is a predicted model, not a curated record. Bases 162 to 854 code for a protein of 230 amino acids. The transcript has a single exon. NCBI's taxonomy places the organism in Eukaryota, Metazoa, Mollusca, Bivalvia, Myida, Dreissenidae.